AUGGGUCCUAUCUCCUCUUACUACGAAAGUGGAACUGAGAUAUGCUUUGCUUUUACAUUCUUAGCCACCCAUAGCCUUCUGAAAGAUAGAGAGAGAGAGAUGGAAAGUAAGGAAGCAAAGCCUCAGGUCAAGAAAGGUUUGUGGAGACCAGAGGAGGACUUGAUCCUGAAAACUUAUGUAGAGACUCAUGGUGAAGGCAACUGGUCGACCGUGUCUAAGAAAUCAGGUUUGAUGAGAGGCGGGAAGAGUUGCAGACUAAGAUGGAAGAAUUAUUUAAGACCCAAUAUUAAACGAGGUGGGAUGUCCCAAGAUGAGGAAGACAUGAUAAUUAGGAUGCAUAAGCUUCUUGGCAACCGGUGGUCACUUAUCGCCGGUAGACUUCCCGGUCGGACGGACAAUGAGGUGAAGAACUACUGGAAUACCCAUUUGAACAAGAGAUGCCCUUCAAGGAAACGGACAACAAUGGACUCCGACCCCGAUGGGAACCAAAACAACUCGAAGAAGGCGAGCAGAAGUAAGAGAAUCCGUGCACUAAACAAUUCUCAGCCCACUGAAGAAUUGGAAGGGAAGAGCCAAGAGAAAGAAGAGAUAAGUGCCGUGAGUGAUGCAUGGAUACAACACGAUGCACAGAGCAUGAACUAUUACAUAGAAUCUCCAAUGGUGCCAGACAUCAGUGCUGCUUUUGUCUUCGAUGAUGAGCCUUUCUUAGCCUACUGGGAUUCCUUUGUUUCGUUUGAAUCAUUAGGCUGUGUUAAUGACUGGUGA
Dovyalis caffra is the source of this 765-nucleotide messenger RNA. Lineage: Eukaryota; Viridiplantae; Streptophyta; Magnoliopsida; Malpighiales; Salicaceae. The record is from the annotation of a GenBank genome assembly.